Prunus persica (peach) is the source of this 1729-nucleotide messenger RNA. RefSeq names its product premnaspirodiene oxygenase. The transcript is spliced from 2 exons. The record is from RefSeq and is a predicted model, not a curated record. Bases 1 to 1563 code for a protein of 520 amino acids. Gene Ontology annotation, molecular function: oxidoreductase activity, acting on paired donors, with incorporation or reduction of molecular oxygen; monooxygenase activity; heme binding. NCBI's taxonomy places the organism in Eukaryota, Viridiplantae, Streptophyta, Magnoliopsida, Rosales, Rosaceae.
AUGUUCAUAAUGCUCCAAAUCCAAGUUCCUUCUCUACCUCUCUUUACUUCUUUGGUCAUCCUAGUUACCCUAAUUAUAUGUUGGAAGAGAUUUAAAUCCCUUACAGUUAGAGCACCAAUUCUUAGGCUGCCUCCAGGGCCAUGGAAGCUACCUCUGAUUGGAAACUUGCACAAUUUGACUGGCUCUUUACGUCACAGCCUAAGAGACUUAGCCAAGAAACAUGGACCCAUCAUGCACCUCAAGCUGGGGCAAGUAUCAGCCAUUGUCAUUUCAUCACCAGAAUUAGCCAAACAAGUCUUGAAGACUCAUGAGACUGCAGCUUUCUCACAAAGGCCUACUGUUCUUGCCGUUGAAGUUUUGUUCUAUAAUUUCUCAGGCAUCAUCUUUAGCUCUUGUAAUGAGUAUUGGAGGCAGAUGAGGAAGAUUUGUGUUUUGGAGCUUCUAAGCGCGAAGCGUGUGCAGUCAUUUUCAUCGAUAAGAGAAGAAGAGGCAUGGAACCUUGUUGAAUCAAUUAGCUUGUCACAGGGCCAACCCAUCACCCUCAGUGAGAUGAUUUUCUCCAUGCAAGUCAGCAUCAUUGCCCGUUCAGCCUUGGGAAAAAAAUGCAAAUACCAACAAGAGUUUGGAUCAUUGAUUAAGGAGGCAUUCAUCCUUGGAGAAGUCCUCUCUUUGCCUGAUUUGUUCCCUUCCCUCAAAUUCCUCCGUCACAUCACAAGGACGAAGCCUGCACUGGAGAAGAUACACCGGAAGAUUGACAGAAUUCUUGAUGAAAUCAUUGAUGAUCAUCAUGAGUUGAAAAGAGUAAAGACCAAUAUUGUUGCACCUAGCACCACCAGCAAUGAUGAAGUAUUGCAGGAAGGUCUAGUUCAUGUGCUUCUACAACUUCAGGAGUCUGGUGGCCUCCAAUUUGAUCUCACCACCAACCACAUAAAAGCUGUCAUCCUGGACAUGUACUUGGCAGGAGCUGAGACUUCAGCAACAACCACAGAAUGGGCAAUAUCAGAACUUGUGAAAAAUCCAACAGCAAUGGAGAAAGCACAAGCUGAGGUACGGCACCUGCUUGCAGGAAAGAGGAAAAAUAUUUUAGAGGAAGACAUUAAGAAACUAGACUACUUGAAGUUAGUCAUAAAAGAAACUCUACGGCUACACCCUCCAGCUCCCUUAAUUCCAAGAGAAGCAACUCAAAGAAUCAAAAUUGGUGGAUAUGAUAUACCUACAGAAGCCAAAGUUCUGAUCAAUGCUUGGGAAAUUGGGAGAGACCCAAGACACUGGGACAAUGCUGAUUGCUUUCUUCCAGAAAGGUUUCAAGGUUCAUCCAUCGAUUUUCGAGGGACCAACUUCGAAUUAAUUCCAUUUGGGGCUGGUAAGAGAAUAUGUCCAGGCAUCUCAUUUGGAAUUGCAUCGGUUGAGCUUGCACUUUCUCAACUGCUCUACUACUUCAACUGGAAACUCCCCAGUGGGAAAAAGGUAGAAGAGCUUGACAUGACUGAGUCUUUGGGAAUGACCUCUAGGAGGAGGAAUGACUUGUAUGUUAUUGCCACUCCCUUUGUUCCGUCGUAUUGAACAUCGUGAAUUAUGGCAUAUAUAGGUCUCUUGCCUGACAGUUCAGCAAAAUAAAGCAAGCAUAUUGUGCAUUUAGACCAUACAUUCAAAUAAGAAUCUGUGAAUCUGUGCUACAUAUCAAUAGUGCGAAUUUUCAGUUUGGAAAUAAUAUUAAUGCUUUAUAUUA